UUUACUGGCCAUUGGAUGGAUGACGCGUGUCCCGGCGGUCCUGGAGAGAGGUCUAUUUAUAAGCGCGUACACACCACCCUCUCGCGAAAGCACAGCGCCGCCGGAAUGAGCGCGAACCAGAGGCUGCGAUUGAACUCACCGGGUCCUGCAUCCGAUUCGGGUGAGUCGGGGAUACUGAACGAGCGGAUACUGGUUCUGAUCUUCGAGUCCAUCAAGUGGGACAUCCACGUGCUCUGCGCGGCGUCCGCGGUGAACCGGAAGCUCAGAGCUGUAGCGACACGGCUAUUAUGGAGGGAGCUAUGCGUGUAUCGCGCACCGCGCAUGGUAACGGCAUUGGCGACCGGUGCGCCGAACGGCAGACUUGGCGGGGGAUGGCACGCGCUCGCCAAGCUGAUGUUCUUCUGCUGUGGCUGUGAGUCGACUCGGCACUUCCGAGUGAGUCGGCCGUCACCCGGCCACUUCGUGAAGGAGUCACGGUUCUCGAAAACGUCGGGUCGGAGCUUUUUGACGAAGAAAUGUAGUGGCGAUCUGCUGUAUGUGAGUGAUCCGUGUGAGCAUCCAAUGGGGGAGAGGGAGGAUGAUUUGGGGAUAUACAGAGGGGUAUUUAGGGGAUUUAUGAGAUCAAAGACGAGGGCGUGUUUGAUCAGACGGCAGGUGAAGCUAGAGGAGAGAGUGUGCUGUCCUUACUGUGGGGCCCGCGUGUGGAGUAUGACCGCCGCGAGACUCGUCCCCAAGAGCGCAGCUCGGCGGCUCGGCACCCACGACGGCGGGCUGGAGUACUUUGUGUGUCUGAACGGACACUUGCACGGCACGUGCUGGCUCGUGCCUCUUUCAUCUGAUGAAGACAAUGGAGACGAUGAGGAUGCGGAAGAUGGAUGUAGUGAUGAUGCAGACGAUGGGUCCGGUCGAAGUGAAUGUGAUGAUCGGACGGUGACGGAUGGCAGUGUGAGCUCCAUCAGCGAGGAGAUUGCCGCAGAUGGCCCACCAGAUCAAUCCCUUUGUACUUAAGACUAGAGAGAUUUGUUGAAGCACUUGGCUGAUGGCUCCACUCCAGAGUGACCCCCCACACCCCACUCCAAAUCUUGCCACGUUAUCCACACCAAUUUGACAUGUCACUAAACAAUAUUUAGUCCUGAAUUAUGGUGACCAAUAAUUCGAUAUUCAAAGAUUCAGUGGGUUGAGAGGCAAUGGACCGCGACCGGCCCUCAAAAUAAAGGUGGGUGACGUGGAGGUUGAUGGAUAUUUAGAUCCUCAUUUUUUGACGAUAUUUCUUAUUCUGGAUUUGUUAGCCUUGUAUUCUCCAUCAAUUUGUUGAUGGCAUUUGUAUCUUGUCCUUUCUAAUGUGAUGUGUUGACCUCUGAGUAGAUUUCUCAUUUUCUCAAUGUGCCAUGUCAUCAUCCUAGCUGUCAUCAAUUAAGAAAAAUUCUAAAA
Molecule: messenger RNA, 1431 nt
Organism: Vitis riparia (riverbank grape)
Lineage: Eukaryota; Viridiplantae; Streptophyta; Magnoliopsida; Vitales; Vitaceae
Product: EID1-like F-box protein 3
Exons: 1
Coding region: 16-1008 (330 amino acids)
Source: RefSeq, a predicted model, not a curated record